AUGUCGGCGAAGAAAAUGACGUCACCAAAUCAAAUGCAAAAACAAGUCGAAUGUGGUAAAGCACCGAAAUCUAUAGAUCGUGUGGACGUAGGUAAUCCUGAUCAAGGUGAUCGCUUACCUCAUAUUCAUUUCAAAGAUGGCCGACAUGCUCUGUAUAACGAUGGCACUUGGAAACAUGGAGGAAGAACUCUAUAUCGCGAGGAAAUACAAUGGUUAAAUGAGAAUGGUUGGCCUUUACCGAAAUAA
Molecule: messenger RNA, 246 nt
Organism: Adineta ricciae
Lineage: Eukaryota; Metazoa; Rotifera; Eurotatoria; Adinetida; Adinetidae
Source: the annotation of a GenBank genome assembly